Molecule: messenger RNA, 714 nt
Organism: Danaus chrysippus (African queen)
Lineage: Eukaryota; Metazoa; Arthropoda; Insecta; Lepidoptera; Nymphalidae
Source: the annotation of a GenBank genome assembly
AUGAUUGAAAAAGUUCACGGUUUGCAAGCUACGAAUAUUUCUCUCAAUGAUCGGUUCACGUUAUUGGCUAACACAGCACCCAUCGCCCGCAUCGCUAGACCGCGGAGACGGUCCUCUGGAAUGUAUUCGCUAAACCAAAACGCCAAUCGGCUUCUGAUUGAACAAAUCGCACAACGUUUAGGACAGCAGUCAAAGCGGUAUGCUGUACAGCAAAGACUUGGUUUGACUGGACUGCGUCGAUUUGGAAGUGAGAGUAAUCUAGCUCGUCUGUCGAGAUCAAAUAGCUUUAGCAAUUUGAACCAAAAUGCCAAGAAUAGAUUGUCUUGGAGACAGUCAAAUGGCAAUAUAAGUUGGUCAUCAUUCCGAAGUGUCUCUCCAAGUCCGUGGCGAGGUCGCGGUUUCCGUCGUCGUGGUGGACGGAUGGGACUCACAAGAGGAAGAUUCAGAGGUCGCGGCGGUCGUCAGCAGCUAGUUGGUCGGUUGCGCAACCAACAGGGUAACCAGCAGGGUAGACAGCAGGGCAACCAAAGAGGACGAGGCCGUGGCAGAGGAAGGGGCAGAGGACGAGGCAGACAAGCCAGCGGUACCCAAAACCAAAAACCGGUUCUGACGAAGGAAGAAUUGGAUCUUCAGUUAGAUCAGUACAUGGCGAGCACUAAAACGGCUCUCGAUAAAGAGUUGGAUGAAUAUAUGAAGACAGCUAUGGAGGAAUGA